Papaver somniferum (opium poppy) is the source of this 3379-nucleotide messenger RNA. RefSeq names its product pentatricopeptide repeat-containing protein At1g03100, mitochondrial-like. The record is from RefSeq and is a predicted model, not a curated record. Gene Ontology annotation, molecular function: protein binding. The coding region runs from base 438 to 2783 and encodes 781 amino acids. Lineage: Eukaryota; Viridiplantae; Streptophyta; Magnoliopsida; Ranunculales; Papaveraceae. The transcript has 3 exons.
UUCCCGUUACGGAUUUCUCAAAACAAAUAUUAAGCGCUCAGAAAUUUGAAAAAUGAUUUUGAGCCUGUUACUUCAGUUCGAAAUAUGAGUAAUUCUAAUUAGUACAGAUUUUAAGAGAUGUUCCCUAUUGUUGGAGAGAACAUCAGCAGUACUACACAGAGGUUUUGAGAGGCGGCUUUAUCCUUUUCUUUUUGUAAGGGAGGUUACUGUGUCUGGCAGUGGCUAUCUGGUUGUUAGGCUCACUAUCUCGUUGCUUUGCUUCUAACAAUUUAGCGUUUCAAGGAAGAAUAUGAGCUUCCAGAUGCGCUAGCUCUGUGCAAGCGGUCAUCUGGUCCAAUUCAUGGUUCUUUGAACGCGGUAAUGUUUGUUGUUUAUAUUUCUGAAAUUGAUCCUUACAUGCAACAUUAACAACUGGGCAUUAUUCCUGUGAAGAAAACAUGUUAUCUAUGACGAAGCUUGGGCGUAAGCUUACUCCAUUGUCCUCUUUGUCGUUAUUUUCCAUACUAGAUUGUAGUCGCUCCGACAUCAGUAGUCCUUGUCCUGGACUAUUAGUUUAUGUGGAUAACAGGUCCUCAAUUUAUGGCGUGGUUAUAGAAGCCGUGUUCAGAUGGUCUCCCAAUGGGUUUAACAACACCUGUUCUUCCUCAUUCUCGACCAUGGCAGAAUCGAUCUUGGUCCAGGUGCAGGACUCACCUCAAAUAAGUAAUGAACUAGAAAGUGCAAUUGAAGAACACAGAUUUGAUGAUGCAUGGAAGUUAUAUAAACAGAACAUGGAGAUGGAAGGAUUCCCAAGAAAAUUCAUUCUAAAUAAGCUUCUUGUUGGAUUUGCCGAGACUUGCAUGCAGUACUGGCUUGAGAAAGCUAACAGCAUCGUGGAUUUGGUUUUUGAGAAGGGUAAACAGAACCUCAUAGAUAAGCAAACUUUAUUGUACCUCUCUUUAAUGCUUGCACGACAUGGAUUGCCGAUACCUGCAUCAAGCAGUCUUAGGAGAUUGGUGGACAUGGAAGAAUUUGUGCCUGUGACGGUGUGGUCUGCGGUCGUAGCCCACAUCUCAUGUACAGCACAUGGGGCAUAUCUUGCGGCCGAGUUGGUACUUGAAAUUGGUUCUUUAUUCCAGAAUAACAGGGUGGACCCAUGGAAGAAGAGUAAUAGACCUUUGCUUGCUAUGAAACCUAAUACCACCAUCUUCAACAUUGCAAUAUUAGGUUGUCUGUUAUCUGGGACUACUAGGAAGGCUGAACAAGUUCAUGAAAUGAUGUGUGGGGUAGGCAUAAAAUCUGAUGCAAUCUUACCGAUAAUUAUGGCCCAUAUUUAUGAAAGAAAUGGUCAUAGGGAAGAACUGAAGAAGCUUAAGAGGCACAUAGAUGAUUCAUGUAGCUUAGGUAAAUUACAGUUUCAGCAGUUCUAUAAUUGCUUGCUUACAUGCCACUUGAACUUUCGGGACCUAGAUUCUGCUUCCCAGAUUGUUUUGGAAUUGCUUCAGAAAGCCAAAGAAGCGCGUGGGUCUCCUGUUGCUGCAACAAAUGCACCUGAUAGCGUUGGGAGUGGUAAAUUCUCUUCUGUCGCUGAAAACUUUGAUGAAAUUUCUAAGCAUGGAAAGGCUGACCAUAUUCUCAGCACGGCAUCAGUUGGAACUAUAGCUUUCUGUUUCGAAGAGUUCUGUGGAGAUCGCAAUUUUACCACACUGGAGGCUGUGGCUAACCAAAUUCUUAAUUCACAAUUGGGUAAGUUGCAGAUGCCAGUAGAACUGGUAACAUCUGAACAAGGAGUUCUCCUACCAACUGAAAGAAUCUAUGCCAAACUUGUCAAGGCCUUCUUAGAAGCUGGCAAGGUCAAGGAAUUGGCCGAGUUUCUGAUCAAUGCAGACAAAGAAGAUUCUCCUGUGCCUGCUGAGAAUUCUGUCGUGGUUCGCGUAAUUAAUGCAUGUAUCACGUUAGGGUGGUUGGACCAAGCACAUGAUUUAAUCGACGAGAUGUGGUUUGCUGGGGUAAGAAUUGGUGUUUCGAUUUAUUCAUCUCUCUUAGAAGCAUACUAUGAAGAAAAUCGAACUACCGAGAUGACAUCCCUACUGAGACAUGCUCGUAAGGCUGGGGUUCAGCUUAAUUCUUCCUGCUAUGAGGCCCUCAUCCAGUCCUGGGACCCAACGAGUGCUCUCAAUAUAUCCAAAGAGAUGAAAGAAACAAAGAUCUCAGAACCCAUCCUUCCAGAAUUUGAGAUGCUAGUGAGCAGUUGUGCAGAGAGCAAACAUGCGGGUUUGAUGGUAAAGCUUAUGGAAGAAAUCAAGGAGGGGCGAAGGGCUGAUUAUGAGGUCUACUACUGGAAUGAGGUAAUUCAUUUCUUUUGCAAGAAGAGAUUAAUGCAAGAUGCAGACAAGGCUAUGAAGAAAAUGAGGGCUUUGGGACACAUGCCGAAUGCUCAGACUUUCCAUUCUCUGGUGAUGGGAUAUGCUGCAGUUGGAGGGAAAUAUAUUGAGGUGACACAACUGUGGGGUGAGAUGAAGGAACUUGCCUCUUCUUCUAGCUCAAUAAAGUUUGACCAGGAGCUGUUGGAUUCCCUACUAUGUAUAUUUGUGAGAGGUGGGUUCUUCUUGAGAGCUAAUGAAGUGGUUGAGAUGAUGGAAGCUGGGAAGAUGUUUAUUAAUAAGUACAAAUACAGGACCCUUUUCUUGAUAUACCGCAAAACGUUACACAAGAACAAGAAGACUCCAAAUUUCCACUCAGAAGCCAGUGUCAAGAGGAGAGAAGCAGCAUUUCUCUUUAAGGAAUGGCUAGGCUUAGGUUGAUGUCAUUGACUUUCAGGAGCACCCCUUUGCAGUAUUGAUCAAAUUGGAGAUAAGGAUGCCACAAAUCCGGUGGGGAUUUAGGGUCUAGGAAAUCUGAUCUGAGUUGGGGGAAGUCAUCAUGAAGCUGGAUGUAUGUGGAGGAGUAACAAAUAAGAAGAUGAUUCCAUUGAUUGCUUCUUAGCCAAGGAUGUCCUUUAAACAGUUUUUGAUGUCAGACAGAUGUGAGACAUAUAAGAGGGGACAGAAAUCCAACUACAGUCUCACAACAGCAUUUCAGGUCAAAAAACUGUUAACAGUUGGGAAAAUGAUCAUCCAGAAAAUUCCUAGGUGAGAAUACAGAGCCGUCUUAUAGACCAACUGGGCUAUUGCUAAGAGCCUCACAUUGUUAGGGCCCAAAAUUUUAAUUUUCUUACAACUUUGAUAUAUAUAUAUAUAUUUGAAGCAUUAGAAUGCUGUUUGUCUUUUCAAAAAAACAAAAAUGCUGUUUGUUAUGUAAAUAUAAUCUUCAGAUGGGUUAAAUGCAACCUUAACUAAAUGCAAUUCCCUUUUUGUGUAAUUAGCAGAAUGCAACCGUAAUUAUAACUAUUUUUUUGCAA